GCGGGCGAACGAAUGUGCCGAGGAGGCCCCGAGGGCUGCAAGUGUCAUUCGCCGCUGCGAGGCGCGAUGGGAACGCAGGGGACGCGAUAGGCAGUGGAGGCAACGGGGGCGAUAUGAGGGGCUGCGCUUGGAAGGCAGCGUGGAAGGGCGAGUAAAGGUAAUGGGCCCGGGGCCGGAGUUUUGCAGAUACGGCCUGCGGCGGACGGAGAAGCGAAGCGAAGGCGAAGACGAAGAAGAAGACCUGAUAUGGAGUGGGUAGCGGUUGUGGGCUUCGUGGCGCAGCGUCAGGUUCUGGACGGGCGGUCUCGAGGCGACCGCGUAUUUGUGACAAUCGGAACGAACGAGACGUGGUGGUGGUCACCGCCGGGCCGCUGUACGCAGAACGUGACGCGAGCGGGACCGAGGGAGCUCACCGGAAAUGAAACGCGUUCGAGAAUCGAGUCGAUAGCUGCAUCGGAACAUGAAAGUGACGUCGGUGGCAAAGCUUGUAGCUCGUGCGGGAGGUCAGACGACCGUCUUGCUGCUGGCCAGCUCGCUCUGCAGGGAGAGCACGGAGUCGGAUGCGUUGAGGUCGCCGCAAAGGAUCGGUGCGGAACGCCUCGGCAGUGGGCGGCAACGCCGGCGGCACGUGGGGACGAGGGCAUCGCCGCCGGAAUAGGCAGGAGGAGAAGAUCCCGCUCCGAGGGUCGCCCCUCUUCCGCACGGAUUCCGGCCCCGCCGACUCAGUCUGCUCCUGCAAAAAGAAAAUCAAAAUGGCGGCUUUCUUCCGGCUCAUUCAUUGUCCCCGUUCGACGCCGGUGUUAUUUCUCUCUCCAGUCUGCUCCGUCUCUGCUGCAGUUUAUCUCUCUCUCCGCGCGUGUACAACCUGCUCCUCCUCAAGCACCGCUCCUGCAGCAACCCUACUGCCUGCAUCCGUUCUCCUUCCCCCAAUCUCGCAGAAGCAAUCAGCGCGUGUGGUGAUCGCUCCCCCGUCUCUUCUGCCAUCCUCUCCACCGCCGCUUCCCCUUCCCUGCUUC
Molecule: messenger RNA, 1016 nt
Organism: Laetiporus sulphureus 93-53
Lineage: Eukaryota; Fungi; Basidiomycota; Agaricomycetes; Polyporales; Laetiporaceae
Exons: 1
Coding region: 247-960 (237 amino acids)
Source: RefSeq, a predicted model, not a curated record